UUUGAACGAGGAGCCUCUAGUGGCGGAUCGAGAAACAAUUGAUUUGAAAAAAGAUGGAGGAUGUGUUGUUUACACUGGAAAUUCUCUGCUUAUAAUGAACCAUAAGAAGUUCCGUGCUUUGUUAAAAAAAUUUCGCAGAAAAUUUAAGAGACAGGCUUUAGCUAAAUUACGAGAACAAAAAGGAAGAGUACUUAUCAUGCUGCUUAAAAUAAUUAGCUGUAAAAAUCAGAAAGCUUAUUACAUAAUUGAAAUGAUUCAAAGGUUGCUACAGACAACACAAGAAAGGCAACAUAUGCUAUGGUUAGAACGUGAAAAAGAAGCACAAGAAUUGUUUGAAAAACAAAAGGAUUUAAGAGAGUUGCAAAAGAAAAGAGAAGAGGAAAUUAGACUAUUAAUGGUGAUAAUAUUAGAAAAAGUGAAAUUCAUUACUCACACUAUGAUUAUGUUGUUAAUUUUCAGGUGUUCUAGAUCACAUCCAAAACCUGAAAUUAGUCAUACUCUACUGAUAAAGGGAAUGUACAGUCAUUUUAGUAUCGAACAGAGUAAUUGUGAUGAUUAUGAUGCUGAUUGUAAUUUAGAAUACGAAGACAGUGAAACGUACCAUCAUUUCUGUGAAUUUUAUGAUGAUGUACUACCUGAAUUUAAAAAAGCUGGCAAAGUUAUUCAGUUUAAAGUUUGCUGUAAUCACGAACCUCACCUUCGAGGAAAUGUCUAUGUACAAUAUUCAAAACAAGAAGAAGCAGAAAAAGCUUUUAGAUUAUUUAAUACCAGGUGGUAUGGUGGAAAACAGUUAAGCUGUGAAUUUACAAAUGUAAUUAAAUGGAAGAGUGCUAUUUGUGGUCUCUUCCAUAGAAACCGCUGCCCUAAAGGUUCCAGUUGUAACUUUCUGCACGUGUUUAGGAAUCCGGAUAACGAAUUUUGGGCAGCGGAUCGAGAUUUGGAAGAGAGGAGAAGCGGCUAUCGAAGCGAGAGACGAAAUUAUAGCCAUCGCUCGCCCGAAAAUCGCAGCGAUCGAAGGAGACGGAAGAAACGUCGCAGGAGAUCCGCAUCGUCCUACGACCGCCAUCUUGGUUCGUCUCCGUCUGACGCGUCGUCCAAUUCGUCGCGAUCGCCGUCGCCGUCGCGAUCCAGAAAAAGAUCUUCGAGGCGACAUUCCAGAAAGUCAUCGAAAUCGAAAAAGAAAAGGAGACAUUGAAAUUUUAAUGUACAUAAAACGUAAUUUAGUCAAUAAAUAAAUAAAUAAAAAUAUGUUGUAAUUAUAAUCCCGGAUCUGUUUGAUUCACGUUACUUCACUUAGUAUCGAAUAUAUAAUUCGGCCAUAAAUAUUAAUUAAGGAGAGAUCGGAUGGAGUUCAAGGUUAC
This is a messenger RNA of Centruroides sculpturatus (bark scorpion), 1361 nucleotides long. Its product is annotated as U2 small nuclear ribonucleoprotein auxiliary factor 35 kDa subunit-related protein 2-like. The transcript has 8 exons. The record is from RefSeq and is a predicted model, not a curated record. Gene Ontology annotation, biological process: mRNA splicing, via spliceosome. The coding region runs from base 95 to 1195 and encodes 366 amino acids. Gene Ontology annotation, molecular function: metal ion binding; pre-mRNA 3'-splice site binding. Gene Ontology annotation, cellular component: U2AF complex; spliceosomal complex. Lineage: Eukaryota; Metazoa; Arthropoda; Arachnida; Scorpiones; Buthidae.